GAAAUAAAAAUUCAGCCUGGUAGGCGCGGCCCUUCCCCGUAGUACCCCUAGCGGCAGGGGCCAAUAGCUCAACCCCUGAAUCCGGGGGCCAUCUUAAUUUUACCCUCAGUCGCCUCGAUUAGAUGACCGUUGCAUAAAGUUCGUCGUAGUCUUUGUUCGAUUUAAUUAAAAUUGCAAGGGUUGUGCUCAGAUUAUGAGCGAAGCGAAACGCACAGAAAUGUCUGAUAAAAAUAAGAAUAUCCAAGUCUUUGUCCGAGUUCGGCCUGCUAGCUCGCAAGAGAAAGCAACCCGUUCACCCAUUGUGGUUAAAACUCAAACUAGCAACAAGAAAGAAGUGCAGGUGGUUGAGAAGAGUUCGCUAAAAAAAUCUUUCAGCUUUGAUCGGGUCUUUGGAAGCAUUGCAAAGCAAAUUGAUGUCUACAGAGUUGUUGCCGCUCCAUUGGUGAAUGAAGUGCUGGCAGGCUAUAACUGCACUGUAUUUGCAUAUGGACCAACGGGGACAGCAGGCAAAACUUUCACCAUGGAAGGUGAUAGGCGUGACAAAUUGUCAUCUUCAUGCAAGAUAGACUCAUUUUCUGGAAUCAUUCCUAGAACACUGUCAGAUCUGUUCGAUGAAUUGAGGAUUCAAGAAGUUGAUGGUACAGUUCGUGUUUCAUUUAUUGAAAUUUCCAAUGAAGACAUCUAUGAUUUGCUGUCUGGAACUGAUGACACUACAAAACUUUGCUUGUAUGAUGACGCAACCAAGAAGGGCUCAGUCAUUAUCCGAGGCAUGGAGGAGGUAACUGUGCACAACAAUAACGAAGUUUACAGUAUUUUGGCUAAAGGCUCGCUUAAGCGUCAAACAAUAGCCACGCUAAUGAAUGCCCAUUCGAGUCGCUCGCAUACCAUCUUCUCCAUCACUGUUCACAUCAAGGAGAACAACGACGGCGAGGAGCCUAUGAAGAUUGGCAAACUGAACCUGGUCGAUUUGGCCGGGAGUGAGAACAUUGGUCGAUCUGGGGCCGUUGAACGCCGAGCUCGUAAAGCCAGAUAUAUUAAUCAAUCAUUGCUCACACUUGGUCGUGUUAUCACUUCCCUCGUCGAGCGUGCUUCACACAUCCCAUACAGUCAGUCGAAACUGACACACUUGCUUCAGGACUCUCUGGGCGGCCGAACUAAAACGUCUAUCAUCGCCACCAUCUCGCCAGCGGCCGCCAACCUGGAGGAGACUCUAUCAACCCUCGACUACGCCUUCCGAGCCAAGAACAUCACCAACCGACCCGAGGUCAAUCAGAAGCUCACGAAAAAUGCCCUACUCAAGAUUUCAGAACUUGGAGCAGUAGGAGAUGACUCGGAUUUUCCGCGACCUAUUUUUAAUAAAUCUCAAAUUGUUUUCCGCAUGUUUAUCAAAAACAUCACGAUGGCCCUAUUACAUCCAUGGCAAGAGUCAACAUUUUGCUUUUUGUGAAUCAAUUGGCCAAUGUAGUAAUGGACUUCGUUGCACAGGAUCUUUCCACCAGUGGUCUGGUUAUGUCUGCUUUUUUUUUGUGGUCAUUUUGGCGCUUAUUUGCUUGAACCUUGUAGUAGUUUACAUAAACCUUGAUCUCUAUGUUAACAGGCCACGCCUACAUGAUCUAACCUACGCCUGUUACGUUCUUGGCCUAGCUCAUGUUUUUUUUAAAUUGUUCCGUGACUUACUUCUUGGGAGGGGGUGGCUUUAUGCCUUAAUUAAGUUAAUUAAGUAAACCACCCCCAACCGCAGCAGCAACAACAACAGCAACAACCAUGGAGGACCAUGGCAUUCCAAAUGUUGACCUUUUUUUUAAUGUCAUGUUUUUAAUGUUCAAAUUAUCUUUUAGCUGAUAGCUGAAGAGCGUGAUAAAAAGAGGGGAUGUCCGGGAGGGGAAAACGAUGUUGCUUUCUAAUAAAUAGUUCAUUUUUUUAUCACUA
Daphnia pulex (common water flea) is the source of this 1929-nucleotide messenger RNA. RefSeq names its product kinesin-like protein KIF11-A. Gene Ontology annotation, biological process: microtubule-based movement; mitotic spindle assembly. Gene Ontology annotation, molecular function: microtubule binding; plus-end-directed microtubule motor activity; ATP binding. The transcript is spliced from 7 exons. Gene Ontology annotation, cellular component: spindle microtubule; nucleus. Bases 194 to 1447 code for a protein of 417 amino acids. Lineage: Eukaryota; Metazoa; Arthropoda; Branchiopoda; Diplostraca; Daphniidae. The record is from RefSeq and is a predicted model, not a curated record.